CAUUAGUCAUCACACAUUCUCACAGCACACAAUCGCCUACCCCCUUCAUUUGGCUCCUGCCCUUUUAGCGUAUUCAUUUCUCAGAAACUCGCUUCUACUUUCUAUACAACGUUCAAAUGUUCUUUUUACACUGUCGUCAUGCUUCGAUCGAGGAUCCCCAACCUUGUCGCUGUCCGAUUUGGGAAGAUCCAGAAUCUGACGGUGGGCCUUGCGACACUUGUGACCAUCGUGCCGAGUGGCAUUUGACUCCCAUCGAAGGAUCUCUGGAAGAAAAUAGGCCAUUGGAGCGAUGCAAGGCGGAUUUACUUCCAGGGCAACCUUGUCCAUGUCCCAUAUGGGUCGAUAACGACAAAUCCGACAACAAAGCCCAAUGUGCUUUAUGUGGACACAAGAAAGGGUGGCAUAGAACCAAGGUUUCGGCCAUGUCUUUACCCUCUAAAGCCGAAUCGAUGAAAGCUCAAGGUGGCUCGGAUGGUCCCUCGCCAGAACAGCAAACACAUGCGACGACACAACACCAUCAGCAAAUAUCAGAGCUCAUGUCUCGAGAUCACCAAUCAUGUCCUCAGCUGGCGGGACCUUCUAGCUCGUCUUCUGCCUCAGUUCCUUCUACGACUCAGAAAGAUUUUCGGAAUUCGGUUUUCGAUAUGUUAAGCGGCCCGUCUGACCCAAGAUUCUCCUUUUCGCCCGAUCCGGACGUCCGAAGAUCUUCGACAGUCACAGAGCGGAAUCCAAUCAAGAUCGCUUCUGAGCAUCUGCGGUUCAUUGCUGAAGAUCCAACAGACUCCCCCUUCGUUUCCCUGAACAAAUCAUCAGCGUCCGCCAAAUCCAGCAAUCCGUUUCCCUCGACUGCUUCUGAAGCUGUCAGGUCUGCCUACCUUUCUCAGGCCUCCCCUGUGCUAUCUUCCUCUUCUGCGAAGACGAAUCCUAAAGGUGUUUCUCCAGCGACACCUCAUUCUCCUUUUGAGGUUCUACAAAACGAUCGACUCUGUACAAAUUACUCGCCCAAACAUCCGAUCAAUGGCGCGUCCUCAGGAUACAAACCUCAAUCACUGCACUCGUCCAAGGCCAGCUCAGAUCAGAUGACUGCGCAAAGUUCCUUACAAGAGGAUGCAUCUCAUCCCUCCUCCUCGCCAUCAUUCACUUCCGGAGCUCUACCCGUUUAUCCUUUCGAUGGCGAUGCAGGCUUGGGGGCAAAUUCAGCAAGAUCUAAACAUACUUUACCAAACCCUUUGCGGGCAGAAAUCACGUCUCAUGUUCACGUAGAAGAGCUUGAAAUGAAAUCCUCGGCACACCCUUCUGAGCUCGGAAUCGGCAAAUUUUCAGCUGAAAAUUCCCCUAUGAGCCAUGAAGCACAACGACAGCACCUAAUCAAAUCUACGCAGGGGCCUAAACCGUUCCAGAUGGGCAAUAACAUUAGCGGCCUGGAAGGCAUGUUUCUUCCUGAUAUCCAAUUGCAGAGGUCUGAAGAAUAUACCUCAAAGGGGAAGAAUGUUACAUUAUCCUUAUCACCGCCACCUUCGAAGCAUGAUUUUACACCCGGAGAGGUCCUGACCGUCACUAUACGACUUAAACCAACCACAUCCGAUACAACCACGGAGCAAGUGCUAUCUCGUUGGACAAAUAUCACAAUUAUGUUGGUGGGGACCAUCGCACGAAACGGCCGUCGCGAUGACCACACGAUGCAUGAAAUUCUACGUCUUGAGAGACUCAUAUACCCAGUCGUCGGACAGAAACGACCUACUCGACCCGAAUGGAAGAUGUCUUUGCAGAUCCCAACGCACGCCAACUGUCCAUGUGGUCCAGGCAGUCUUCCACUUCCGAAAACGUGCUCGGAUUCACUUGGCCACGUCAGUUAUUCGAUCAUCCUCAAAGCCAAGCGGCGCCAAGGAAUCAUCGGCAUUACUACAGAAGCCAUAACUGCUGAUAUGAGGAUGUCGCUUCCAAAGACCGCACCUGCUGGUAGCCUUACUACUAAACCUUCCUCCGCGCGGUCUAAAUCUAACUGGAUUGCUCUUACGGGUUCUCAUCGAGCCGCGAUCACUGGCACCAUUUUGACCACUCAAGUUGAUUACGUCUCUCCAAAUCGGCUGAGAAUCGUUUAUCGCCUCGAACUUGAGUUCUCUCCAGACUCUGAGGUGGAUCUGUCCGUGAUCAACGAUCUGUGCGAGAACACAACUGUUGUACUUUCAGGACUAGCUGGCGACAAAUUGGACGUUCAUGAUGUGCGAGUCAAUAUCGGAGAGCACCCGCGUUGGCAUAUGUCUGGUUACCUCGAUGUGAACGCCCCUAAAGCGGUUCGGGACUCGCAGCACAUACUGCGACUUUCCAUCCACACGGUAACCCUUUCACAGCCAGUCGAGGUGUAUGCUUGGCUUCGAGAGCUGAACUCUGUGUGUUCAAUUCGACUCAUGGGAUUGGGAAUGCCUCUUAUUCCUUGCUCUUGACCUGUAUUUCUAUUGUUCUCCUAUUUUUAUUUGUUUCAUUGUGAUACCCACCCAUUAAUAUUGUACGACAUGAUAAAUCAUUCAAGUUUCACAAAAACUUGGUGACAUACUUGUUGCAAGGCCUCAUCAGACUCUCCGUCUUUGACGACCAGACCAGAAAGUCACAUUGAAGGAUAAGGGGACAGAAAUUUGUAUUAUCAGAAAUUUGUGUACGAUCUUAUCCAUGUCAACGGAAUUAUACCCUAGAUGAACACUGAAAGUAACACUAGAGGGUUCUCAAGCAGGGCAGUGAGUGC
This is a messenger RNA of Melampsora larici-populina 98AG31, 2740 nucleotides long. RefSeq lists its product as uncharacterized. The transcript is spliced from 7 exons. The coding region runs from base 117 to 2444 and encodes 775 amino acids. Lineage: Eukaryota; Fungi; Basidiomycota; Pucciniomycetes; Pucciniales; Melampsoraceae. The record is from RefSeq and is a predicted model, not a curated record.